Amphibalanus amphitrite is the source of this 4461-nucleotide messenger RNA. Its product is annotated as serine/arginine repetitive matrix protein 1-like. NCBI's taxonomy places the organism in Eukaryota, Metazoa, Arthropoda, Thecostraca, Balanomorpha, Balanidae. Gene Ontology annotation, molecular function: protein serine/threonine kinase activator activity. The record is from RefSeq and is a predicted model, not a curated record. The transcript is spliced from 10 exons. Gene Ontology annotation, cellular component: midbody; chromosome passenger complex; nucleus. Gene Ontology annotation, biological process: mitotic cytokinesis; metaphase chromosome alignment; meiotic spindle midzone assembly. Bases 428 to 3790 code for a protein of 1120 amino acids.
GGACCAGCCGCUUGCACACAGUGCUCAAGAUGAGGUCUAACAUACACCGAAAAAAGGGUUUUGAAGUUCUUCACUGUUAGUUGACCAAAGGUCAGCCUCAGUACCCUGAGGGCAGACAUGGCCUUGUUUGCUGACUUAGAACAGUUCAAUGAAGGUUUCAGUGUGUUGGUAAUGUACACUCCAAGGUCCUUUUCUACAAGAGUUUCCUCAAGCAUUUGUGGCCGCCCAGUUACUGUUUUCAUUGUGUAAGUGAAUCCAGGAUUUUGGGAGCCGCAAUGCAUUACUUUGCAUUUUUCCAAAUUGAAUUGCAACAACCACUCUCCAGACCACUUGGGAGCUCGCCAGCAGACAGAGACUUCUGGAAAAGCAUGGUCAGAGGAGAAACCAGUACCUCAGCACAUGAUUUUAGCACCACAGCUGGGCAGCCAUGGCCCCUGGUGUGUGUGAUGUGGAGGCAAUGCUGACUGGCCUGUGUGAGGAGGUUCAGUCCUCAGCCAACAAGCUGCACAAAACCGACUUUGCUGAACACUUUCAAUGGCUCUCGGAGAUUGUCGAGGAGACCCGCAAGCAGCUGUGGGGCGCCCCCGAAGGUGAUGAGAAACCCCAGAAGCCAGAUGACACGGCGACGAGCGUGGCGAACACGAGCGAUGCCGCCGAGCCGGCCGGACCCUACCUGCUGCCGCGCACGCCCAGCAUGAAGCGCCGCCGCAAGGAGACGGACCAGGCGAGCCGGCUGGCGGCGCUGAACGCCAGUCUUAUGGAGACCAGCACCAACACCAGGAGCUGCCGCGCCGCCUCCAAGGUCUCCAACCUGAAGCGAGUGCAGCAGAUGCAGCAGAUGAAGGGGAAACUGCGCCGGCCGCGCAGCUCGUGCUUGCGCGCCGAACAGGAGCUCCUGGAGAAGGUGCGCCGUGGCCACCGCGUGGCCAUCGAUAGCAGCGACUCGGAGCAGGAACAGGAGCAGGAGCGGCGCCGGCCGCCGCGCCGCGGCAAACGCUCACCGCCCGCCGAGCCGCGCACACCGCCCGCAGAGAAGCGCAGCCGCACGCGGACCGCCGAGCCCGUCAGUCCCUACAUCAGGGUGGAUGAGAAGCCAGCCGUUCGGACCAUGGUUCGCGCCUACGAGGCCUACGUGGGUACCGCCGACGAAGGUGGAACGCCGGGCCGUGCGCGGCCGCCCGCCGCCACCCCGGGCACGCCGAAGACGCCCGUUCCUCUGCCGCGACAGAAAGCGCCUCAGCCGACCCAGCCGCCACCUGAGGAGAAGGCAGAUCCCCAGACCCCGCCCCAGACCUCCGCCGCCGCCGCCACGAAGACUCCUCCAAAGGCUCCGGAGCCCCCGGUCGAAGAGCCCAGCCCAGUGCGGGCUCAGAGCCGCCGCCAGACACGCAGCAAGGUGGCAGCCGCUGCGCCCGCCCCGCCUCCGCCGCCGCAGAAGGAAGAGCUGAAGACGCCGCCGCCGUCCAAAAAGAAGCCAGCCUCUCCGCCCCAGACGGCGGCGUCACCCCGAACCCCGCCGAAAGCUGCCGCCGCAAAGGCCCCGUCCCCAGUGGCUCCAGCGCUGGCCGAGGAGCCGAGCCCCGUGCGGGCUGAGAGUCGGCGCCAGACACGAAGCAAGGUGGCUGCCGCCGCGCCGGCCCCGCCGCCGCCUCCGCCACGAUCCGCCGCGCCGCCGGCCGCUGCGGAGCCGGAGCAGUCGGCGGCUCAGGCAGACAGUGCUGACAGUGCGCCGAUGGCAUCAGGCGACAGCACGGACGCAGCCGUUACCGCAGACUCGGCCGACUCGGCGGGAGAAGUGCCGAUGGACGUCGACCAGCGGGAGGAGACUGAAGAGGAUGCUGGGGAACACGAGGGAACGGAGGAUUCACAGGAGGGAACGGAGGAAUCGCAGGAGGAGCAGGACGCCGCCCCGGAGAGGCAGGGCCGACGUCGGGUUUCUUCGGCACCAGAAGUGAUGGACGUUAACGCCGUCCGCCGUCUGACUCGAACCCAGGCCGCCGUCAACCUGGUAGAACUGGACCCGCCGUCGCCGACCGAAAGCCGCCGCCAGACGCGCUCCCGUGCCGCCGCGCCGGAGAGCAAACCGCUGGCGACGGCGGCCGAGUCCCAACAAGACCAGUCAGGUGCCGAGCGGCGCCAGACGCGUUCUCGAGCCGUCACGCCGGCAAGCGAGCAUACUUCGCCGGCGGAGAAUCGCCGCCAGACGCGGACCCGCGCCGCCCAACAGCCGGAGCCGGAGACCGCCGAGAGUCGCCGUCAGACCUGGACGCGCGCCGGCCCGCAGCCGGAGCCGGAGGCAGCAGAAACCGCCGAGAGUCGCCGCCAGACGCGGACGCGCGCCGCGUCACAGUUAGAAACAGCGGAGGCAGCGGAGGCCGCCGAGAGUCGCCGCCAGACUCGUACGCGCGCCGCCCCACAGCCGGAGCCAGAGGCAGCGGAAACUGCUGAGAGUCGCCGUCAAACGCGGUCGCGAGCCGCUCCACAGCCAGAGGCCGCGGAGGCUGCCGAAACUCGUCGCCAGACGCGGACGCGCGCCGCGCCGGAGUCUGAUGGAGCGGACGCGGCCGAGGAGCGUCGCCCGCUGCGUCGCGUCUCGUCGGCGCCAGACGUGCGCAGUGCGCGGCCGGCGCGUGGCGCCGACGAGUCCCAGACCUCCUCCCGCGGCUCGCCGGGAGACUGGGCCGAUCGCUCCACCAACACGGCCAGCAAGCCGGCCAGGGGCAAGGCGGCACGCUUCACUCCGCAGCCGGGCCGAACUCGCGGCGCCAACAUUGCCAUGCCGGUGGACGGCAGCAGCAGCUUCAUCCAGCGGGCGCCGGCGCGUCCCACUGCCGAGGAGCUCGAGCAGCGCCGCCGACUGGAGGCGCAGAAGAAGCGAGAGCGCGAGGAGGAGGCCCGCCGCAAACGGGACGAACUGAUCCGGAUGCGUGCCGAGGAGAACAGCCUGAAGCGCCAGGAGCGGCAGCAGCGCGCCUUUGAGCAGCGUCGCCAGCUGGCCGAGGAGCAGCGGCGCGCGCUGCAGCAGAAGCAGCAGCGUCAGGACGAGCGCGCCGAGACGGCGCAGCGCGACACCGAGCGCAAACGCCAGGAGGAGGCACUCCGCAAGCGGCGCCUGCUGGCCGAGCGCCAGCGCGAGGUGGAAGAGAAGCGGCGCGCCGACGAGCAGGCGCGCGCCGCCCGCGCCCGCCAGCUCCAGCAGGAGGAGGAGGAGCGGCGCCGGCAGCACGCCCUGCGCGAGCAGGAGCGCAUCGCGCGCGAAAAGGCCGAGAGCGCCCGCCUGGCGGAGCGCGAGGCGGCGCUGAAGGCCGAGCGCGAGGCGGCGGCGCUGAAGGCGGAACAGGAGGCCGCGCAGCGAGCGGAAGCCAAGAAGAUGCCGCCUCCCGUCAAGGCCGGGCUCAACUCCACCUUCACCAUGAACGAGGACGAGCACACCACGGCGCCGCCGCCGCCGCCGCCCAUCACCUCGUACCAGAUCACCCCCGGCCGGGACGAGCUGCCGCCGCAGCCGCUGCGAGACAAGGACAACUACAACAUCGACGACCUCAAGUCGGACGACGACACAGAUGACGAGUCGGCGCCGCGCAAGGAGAUCCCCGCCUGGGCCACAAAGGCGCGCCUGCAGGCGGCGCUGAUCCGACAGGUCUACGACGGCCCCAACACGGACACCAUCUUCCCGCCGCACGAGAUGUUCCCAGACGUGCGGCUGGAGCACAUUUUCGCGUUCGCCCGGAGGCGCUUCUUCAAGCGUACCUCCAGCGCGCACUGGGACACGCCGCCGCGACGGCCCUAGGAGGUGGACGGAGGACUGUGGGAUGACUGAGGCUCUGUGACGCCCGGUCACCGGCGGAGGCGCGGACUGAACGGACCGGUGCUGACACGCGCCCCGUGCUCACUAGUGAGAGCUCACGGACAACGGCCGGGCGUGGAGGGUCCGUGCAGUGUUGUGUUAUGUAGGUAGGAGUCACAUGUUGUAGACAGUGGCGAUGUCGGUGGUGGCGGAGGGUGCUGUCGCGAGAUACUCGCUGACACCCGCUGGUGCCAGGCGAGGUGUAGUGGGAAUACCAUCGGCAUGAGAGCCACCCCGCGCUGGUAGGUGUAGUUACCCACUUGUAUGUACAUGUUUACUGGUGCUGCCCAGAGAGAGGAAGCCGGGCGUAUGACAACAAAUCACGCCGCAUCCACGACGAUGUUAUCUGACAAGGCCGAUCCUUCCGUUCAGCUAAUUAGUUUGUUGAGGCCUGUGACGUCACGGUCGCAGACUGCGUCGAUGGCAAUAUGCUCGACCUCACUCUUGUCUGUGUGGGUGCGAUCAUAGGGUAGGUUGUAUAAUUGUCCCGUGAAUUUCUCCAUUCAUCUUGCUGCCAUCGCUAAACUUCUUCGUUUCCUCUAGUAAAAACUGUUGUAUCCUAAUUUGUUUUAGUGUAAAUAAAUAAAGGUACAUCACCUUCCAUCGUCAGAAAA